CAACGGUUUUUGAAGACGUUUCAUCAGUCCGGUGUCUUGUUGAAUUUAUCUGAAAUUUAGAUAGAAAUAGUCAUAUUGAAAAUAAAUAUUAGGCCGUGUAACUUCUAAAGUAACCACGAUUCAAUCAAAACGGCUACCGCCGUAAAAUAAAUUACCUCCAUAAUGGCGCCAACAAGGUUGGCAUCAAAGCCGAUCGGCGUCAAUGAGAACUUGAAUGGUUUACUGGGGCAUGGAAUUACGACGAGGAGUAAGCAACUGGCUUCUCUGAAAACCCAUAAGGAUAGUUUGAAGGUUCCAAACAAGAGGAAAGCUGAUAGCCCUUUGAAAGAUGUUACGGCAAAGCGAGCAGCGUUUGGUGAUAUCACCAACGCUUUCAACAAGACCACUGCGCUCCAGGAUAAAGACAAAGUCAUGGGGGUGAAGAAGGUUACUGUGGAAAGUAAAAUGCUCCCGACUGUGAAGAGCAUCAAGCCACAGACAACACUGAAUGGGAAAACCUCCAAAGCUAAAACACUGCAGCGAGUGGCAACAAACGCAAUUGAUGCAGUGCAGAAGCACUUUGCCAAGGAUCCAGUGAAACCAGUAGCUACCAGGGCACAGAAUGGCAUCCUCAAGAACAUUGAACAGAAGAAAGACAAGAAUGUUAAUCAGAAUCAGAGCCAGAACUCUGCCAAGUCGGCCAGGAGUGAUGUCUCUGAACCAUCCCUGUACAUGACAGCUUUAGAAACUACCAGCCCAUCAGAAACUUCAAAAGAGGAAUACAAGACUAUAAGUGAGAAGCUAGACAAGGUGAAUCUUGAUGACACCAUCCGGUCUUUGGAUGAAGAGACUGAGGUACCUCACAAGCCACCCUCGGACGUUCCAGACUUUGACCAAGAAAACUGGAAUGAUCCCUUCCAAGUCUCCAACUAUGCUAUGGAUAUUUUCAACUACUUGAAAAGUAGAGAACGCCUUUUCCUUGUUGAUGACUAUCUUCAAAGGAUGAAAGGAAUCACUUCAUGGAUGCGAGCGCUUCUUGUCGACUGGAUGGUGGAAGUACAGGAGAGCUUUGAACUGAACCAUGAGACUCUAUACCUUGCUGUGAAGCUUGUGGACCUGUUUCUAACACGUUCAUCCAAGACACAGCCUGAGAAGGACCAUCUGACGAAGGAAGAACUGCAGCUACUUGGUGCUUCUGCACUUUUUAUUGCUUCUAAGUUCGAUGAGCGCAUCCCCCCACUGGUGGAUGACUUCCUGUACAUCUGCGACGGCGCUUAUACGUUGAGCCAGUUACUCAAGAUGGAGAUGAACAUUCUACGUGUGGUGGACUUCGAUCUUGGCAUCCCCUUAUCCUACAGGUUCCUCAGGAGAUACGCCAGGUGUGCAAGAGUGUCGAUGCCGACCCUAACUCUGGCGCGCUUCGUGCUGGAGCAAUGUCUGCUAGAGUACAACUUGCUGGAGUACUCAGACAGCAAGAUGGCAGCCGCCGCUCUCUACCUGGCGCUCAAAAUGAAGUCCAUCGGAAACUGGACACCCACUCUACAGUAUUAUACAGGGUACACCGUCAAGGAUAUCCUCCCCAUCGCAAUCGCACAGAACGCGACACUGCACAAGAAGCCAAAAUCCGCCAUCAGCACAGUUAGGAACAAGUACUCCCAUACGAUCUUCUUCGAAGUAGCCAAGGUACCUCUCAUCGAAGACUCGGUGCUCUCCAGCUGAGGAAAGCCCAGUGGCGCUUUACAUGCUGUACAGACUAUACUAAGGUGGGUCCAAAUUUUCUAAUAGAUACAUUUGUAAAGUCGUGUGUAUAUUAUUUGGAGGCUAGCGGACGAACGAUGUCUGACCCAAGUUGCAAUGUACAUAAAAUUCACGCUUCAUAAGUUCUUAUUUAUGUAAAGUUUUUGUUGUUAUUGUUGUUUAAUUUUCUGGCUUCAUUGCAGUUUCUAUUUUAUUUGCUUAUCCUGUCGCUCAUGAUUGAAAAUGUAUUUAUUGAAUUUGGACAAGUGUUGAUACUUUCGAGUUUCAUAGUUCAUAUUAAAUACUUAUGAAUUUAAAAUGACGGAAACAAACUGUGCUAUUAUUUGUUAAAUCUUUGAAUUAAUCAUAAUUAUUAUAACAAUUUACUUUCCUAUUUAAAGUUUAAGAAGACAACAUUUGGCAAUAAAUUAAAAGUGAUCUUGCGUCAGACUGAACUCGGUCCGCGCUGCCGUAGACUAAGAAAUCGCAAUUGAUAAUUUGUGUUACUUAAUUAUUGUUAUUUGCUGUCUAAUUUAAAAUAUGUGAACGCUUCCGAUGUAACGUGUAGCUCGUUCACGUGAAAUUAAUGGAAAUUGACAAAAUUCGGACCUUCGAGCGAGCUACAAAGGCGGCCAUCAAGGAAACCAGUAAAAUGUAAGGUGCCACGUUGGCUCAGUAGUACUAAACGUUUUAAUUAUAAGUAGUUUGACUAAACUAGACAAUUUUCCUUGGGUCUACCAGCCCGAGUAGAUAAUAACACUGCCAUUAAGUGAACAUGUAGGUAGUGGAAAACCUAGAUGAAUUAAGAAUUUGUGUUAAGCGCACGAAUUAUUAAGCGUUAUAAACUAUGGUACGAGUUGUUAUGUGAAGUUUAACUUUCGGUUAGUUUAAAUAAUGAAGACUGAAAUGUUUGUUAACGUAAUAGCGUGGAGUCAGGGUAGCCUGAUCAAAUUACAGAUUUUGUCGAAGAUGUGCCAUAUGUUGCUAUGGUACCUGAAACUCGAAUGUUUGACCAGGAGGAUGAAGCCUCAAUAAAUAAUCCCAGUUGAAUGAAACACCAAGUUUCUAUGAAACAAGUGUUUGAAAUAAUAAAUGACGUAAACCAAAAUCUCAUCAUGUCCUGUCUGACCUCAAUAGACUUUACCAAAAAUCAAUGCCUAAUAUCCACAUUCCAAUAUUGUUUUACUUCCGCCUCUGCUUAUUAUAUGAAUAGUAUGACGCUGUCUUCCUAUGUGAAUUUAACGUGUUAAUCGGCUAUGUAUUGAAGUGUGUAUUUAUCAGAAAUGUACAAAUAUAUUAUAACACUUUGAUUUGUAAUGUCGGGGACAGAGAUUUUAAAUUCUCGGUGCGUAGUUUGAAAGUCGUCAAAGUUUAUAUUUUGUACAUGAGCGCUUUCGCUUAUAUGAUAAAUAUGCAAUGCCUAGGAUUAUUUUAUGACUAGCAUUUGUUGAAUCUUUGAGAAAUCGCUAGCCUCAACUGUACAGUCGCGAUCAUAAGUGUUAUACAGUAAAAUCGAAAUGAUUCUCAAUGAAUUUAAUUAUUCCUGUUUUAAUCGUAUUAUAGUAUCGUAGUAGUCGUAUCAUUGUAGAUUUUAUAUUAGGUUAUUUUGUCUUAUUGCAAUAACACUUAUGUGCGCGCCGGUACUGUGCGGGCUUGAACAGCGCCGGAUGUGUAAACGUUUUUAUACAUAAUAUUAUGUAUUCUUGGCAAGCUUUGCUAAUACUCUUUUAAUUAUAACUUAUUAUUAAUGGAUUUUGUAAUGUUUUAAUAUAAUUAAUUUACAUAGUAAUUAUUGUGAGAUUAUUCGCAUCAUUUGUCAUAUGUUUUGUAAUUUAUCACAUUUUAAAGAGUACAAAAUAUUGGAAUGUUAUAAUAAUGUUGUUCGUUUAAUAAUAAGUUUUAGAAUAAUUGUCACUUUGAAAACUGUUUUCUUCUUGAUAAUAUUUGUCGUCUAAUUAUACAAGGUUAAUGUAAAACUGACGUGUAAAUAAAAGUGAUUUUGGUUUGGUAA
Spodoptera litura is the source of this 3727-nucleotide messenger RNA. RefSeq names its product cyclin B3 (gene CycB3). The record is from RefSeq and is a predicted model, not a curated record. Gene Ontology annotation, biological process: mitotic cell cycle phase transition. Lineage: Eukaryota; Metazoa; Arthropoda; Insecta; Lepidoptera; Noctuidae. Gene Ontology annotation, molecular function: cyclin-dependent protein serine/threonine kinase regulator activity.